This is a messenger RNA of Didymodactylos carnosus, 372 nucleotides long. The record is from the annotation of a GenBank genome assembly. Lineage: Eukaryota; Metazoa; Rotifera; Eurotatoria; Philodinida; Philodinidae.
AUGGCUAUAACAUUAGAGAGGCCUAUAUAUUUUUGGCCAAAAUUAUUUGAUAACAAGAUGGGUAACAAACGAUGUAAUUAUAAGAAAGAAAAUUUGAAAAAAGCGAUUAAGGCCUAUAAGAACCAUGAAAUGUCUUCUGCAACCGCUGCAAAAGCUUUUGAUGUUCCAGAGAGUACAAUAAGAAAACAUAAAUCAAAUCCUGUAUUAAACAUUGGUGGUGAUCGUCCAAGGUUUCUCACAGAUCAUCAAGAAGAAUAUCUAGCCGUAUUGUUUCGACAAUUAGAAACGAUCGGCGCAAGAUUAACAAAAGAUAUGGUUUUAAAAAUUGCUGGUGAAUAUAUGUCAUUGGUUAGGCAAGGGCGGCUUGAUUAA